AUGCCGAUGUCGGACCCGAACCCCUGGGCAACAGCCAUGAACAACUUGGGGAUGCCUCCCAUGGGAAUCGGUGGACAGCCGCUCAUGCCAGGAAGGGAUUUGUCUCAUUUUACUGGUAUUUAUCUCUUGCCUCCAGAUUUCGACCCCAACCUUGGCAUGAUGGCUGGAAUUACCCCCAUGAACCCAAUGAUGCCCGGCCUCGGCAUGGUGCCUGCGCCCGUUUCCCAGGAUAUACCGGUAGUUAAAGAGAUCAUCCACUGCAAGAGCUGCACCCUGUUCCCUCCAAACCCCAACCUACCCCCUCCAGCUACAAGGGAGCGACCUCCAGGGUGUAAGACAGUGUUUGUGGGUGGUCUUCCGGAGAACGCCACUGAGCAGCUCAUCAUGGAGGUCUUUGGACAGUGUGGGGAUAUAACAGCUAUACGCAAAAGCAAGAAAAACUUCUGCCACAUCCGAUUUGCAGAGGAGUUUACCGUGGACAAGGCUCUCUUCUUAUCUGGAUACCGACUCCGUCUGGGCUCCAGCACAGACAAAAAAGAUACUGGUCGACUUCACGUGGACUUUGCCCAGGCCAGAGAUGACCUGUACGAGUGGGAGUGUCACCAGCGAAUGCUCGCCAGAGAGGAGCGUCACAGGCGCAAGAUGGAGGAGGAUCGCCUCCGACCGCCAUCCCCCCCGCCCAUUGUCCACUACUCUGAGCACGAGUGCAGCCAGCUGGGUGACAAGAUCAAAGACGACGGCAAAUUUGAAGAGGCAGUGCGUGUCCUCCUGACCUGGCUGGAACGAGGCGAAGUCAACCGCAGGAAUGCCAACAACUUCUAUUCCAUGAUCCAGUCCUCCAACAGCCAUAUCCGCCGGCUUAUGAGCGAGAAGAGCCAGCACGAGAAGGAGAUGGAGGAGGCCAAAGAGAAGUUCAAGACGGCUCUGGCCGGCAUACUGACUCAAUUUGAACAGAUUGUGUCUGUAUUCCAAGCUGCUUCCAAACAAAAGGCAUGGGACCAUUUCUCCAAAGCUCAGCGCAAGAACCUGGACAUGUGGCACAAACAAGUAGAGGAGAUCAGAAAUAUGCACAACGAGCAGCUGAUGGGCAUCAGACGAGAAGAAGAGAUGGAGAUGUCUGAUGAUGAUAUGGAGGAUGCACCUGACAGCAAGGACUCUGAGGACUCAGCUGUUUCUCAAGCCGAAGCCUUAAAGGAGGAGAACGACUCCCUGCGCUGCCAGCUAGACGCCUACAGGAACGAGGUGGAGCUGCUCAAACAGGAACAAGGCAAGAACCAGCCAAUCAGAAGCGAGGAGGACAGCACUCACUCACAGCAGCUCAGCUUCCUGCAGCAGGCUCUCCAAGGCAUGCAGAAUCAACUGUUAAAAAUGAGGGAAGAACUGAAGCAGCGGGAAUCUGAACUAGAAAAGAGUUUGGAGGACAAACAGCAGCUGAACACACAAGUCCAGAACCUGAAGGAGGGUCUCCAGAAACUACAGAACACACACACGGUGCAGAUGGAGAUGUCCCAGCAAGACGACAGAGGCAGCGAGGAGCGAGCCAAUCAAACCGGCGAAGCUGCAAUGUCAACGGUGGUGUCCUGCAGUCAGGAGAAAGAAGGCCCCACCGAGAAGAAUCCGUCCAGUCCAAUCCACUCUGAGAGGGAAGCUCUGCUAGUUGGGAUCAUUUCAACCUUCCUGCACGUCCAUCCGUUUGGUGCCAGUAUCGAGUACAUCUGCUCCUACCUGCAGCGUUUGGACACCAAGAUCAACCCCGGCGAGGUGGAGGCCCUCCUCUCUCGCCUGCCCUGCACCUUCCGGCAGGAGCUGAGCGGUGUGGGCGCCAGCCUGGAGAAGCGCUGGAACUUCUGCGGCUUCCAGGGAAUCAAGAGCACAUAA
Molecule: messenger RNA, 1878 nt
Organism: Menidia menidia (Atlantic silverside)
Lineage: Eukaryota; Metazoa; Chordata; Actinopteri; Atheriniformes; Atherinopsidae
Source: the annotation of a GenBank genome assembly